AAACACUCAAACUUUCAGAGGCCUUGCUUGGGACCAUCCCUCUCUCUUGGCUCCUUUAAUCUGUUCCUUUCAACAGAUAAAAGGAAAAAGAAAAAACAACUACAAUAACAAUGGUGAAAUUUUCUAAGCAAUUUGAAGCUCAGCUUGUUCCUGAAUGGAAGGAAGCUUUUGUUGACUACUACCAACUCAAGAAAGACCUCAAGAAGUUGCAUCUUCUAAACACCAGCAAUAAGAAUGAAGAACUGAUCUCUCCAAAAAGUCUGUUCUCUUCGCUCAAGAAAUACAUCAUCUUCCGGUCUCAUCAUCAUGAACGUGAAUCCAUUCAAGUGCAUCAGAAAUUUUCAUCAAUGGCAAAGCAAGAAGAUUUGUAUCAGACAGAGUUGAUGGAUCAAUUUGCUGAUAACGAAGCUGCGAAGGAGUUCUUCGGGCGAUUGGAUCUCCAGGUGAAUAAGGUGAACCAGUUUUACAGAACAAAAGAAAAGGAGUUCAUGGAGAGAGGCCAAUCGAUGAAGAAACAAAUGGAGAUUCUGGUUGAGCUCAAGGCUGCUCUCCGGCAGCAACUCCGGGAGAAGGGUUCGUCCCGGGGAUCUCGGGAGGAUACCUCCAUUUCCGGCUCCAUUUCUUGCGAUGACGAAUCCAACAGGAGUAGAAGAGAGGAAGAUCAUGCCCAAGGAGAUACAGAUGAAUCCGAGGAAGUGGGGAGGUCAAUGGCAAUGAAGAUCAUAGAAGAUAAAAAGCUAAGAUCGUCCCUAUCAGACCAUUUCAUCAACUGUCAAGGCAAAAGCUUAAAAGUCCACAUCCCAUUGACUAAUCCCAGCCGUACAUUUUCUGCAAUUUCAUAUCUGCUGCAAGAUGAUCAUCUGGUUAACAAGAAAGGGUGCAGAUUGCACAUUAACAAGACCAAGCUUCGUCACGCCGAGAAGAUGAUCAAAGGCGCCUUCAUUGAGCUCUACAAAGGACUGGGAUUUCUUAAGACAUAUAGGAACUUAAACAUGCUUGCUUUUGUAAAGAUUUUGAAGAAGUUUGACAAGGUUACUAACAAAGAAGUUCUCCCCAUUUAUUUAAGAGUGGUUGAGAGCUCCUACUUCAACAGCUCAGACAAGGUUUAUUAUCAAAAACUUUUUUAAAACAGAAUGAGUAUGAGUGUAUGAGUACUGCACAAUUUUUUUUGAAAUCCAAUACUAUGAGCAAUCCAAACAGUGACCUCGGGUGUAGUUCAAGACAUGAGUCAAGGGCGGGAUGGAACAACCUUAGUGAGAUUUUCCUGUAAAGUUUUAAAAUUGGCUGAUGAGGUUGAGGAGAUUUUUAUCAAACACUUUGCUGAAGAUGACAAAAGAAAGGCUAUGAAAUACCUCAAGCCUACCCUAAAAAAGGACUCUCAUGCUGUCACCUUCUUCAUUGGUUUAUUCACAGGAUGUUUUGUAGCUCUGUUAGUGGGAUAUCUAAUCAUGGCUCAUAUUACUGGGAUGUACAGACAGGCUCAAUCAAAUACAUUCUACAUGGAAACCGUGUAUCCUGUUCUAAGCAUCUUCAGCCUACUGUUCUUGCACUUGUUUAUGUAUGGAUGCAACAUUUUCAUGUGGAGGAAGACUAGGAUUAACUACUCCUUCAUAUUAGAGUUAGCUCCCAAGAAAGAACUGAAGUAUAGGGAUGUGUUCUUGAUCUGUACAACUUCAAUGACUGUUGUGGUUGGUGUCCUCUUUCUCCAUCUUGCUCUUGUAUCAAAAGGGUAUGCCUUUACCCAAGUUCAGGCCAUCCCUGGCCUUCUUUUAUUGAGUUUUCUACUGCUACUGGUAUGUCCUUUCAACAUUGUCUACAAAACAAGCCGCUUUCGGUUUCUGCGUGUGAUGAGGAACAUCAUUUUGUCACCUAUGUAUAAGGUUGUCAUGCUAGACUUCUUCAUGGCUGAUCAACUUUGCAGCCAGAUUCCAUUACUCAGAGAGGUUGAGUACAUAGCAUGUUACUAUGUAACUGGAAGCUACAAAAAUAAAGACUAUGGAUAUUGCAUGAGAACAAAGUACUACAGAGACUUGGCUUAUGCUGUUUCUUUCCUUCCUUACUACUGGAGAGCCAUGCAGUGUGCUAGACGGUGGCUGGACGAAGGGAAUAAAAGUCACCUUGUAAACCUCGGAAAAUAUGUGUCAGCAAUGUUGGCAGCAGGGGCAAAAGUGGCAUAUGAAAGAGAGACAAGCUUGGGAUGGCUUUGCCUAGUUGUUGUCAUUUCAAGUUCUGCAACAGUGUACCAACUGUAUUGGGACUUUGUGAAGGAUUGGGGUUUGCUCCAACCCCAUUCUAAGAACCCUUGGUUAAGGAAUGAACUUAUGCUACCCCAAAAGUUCAUUUACUACUUCUCCAUGGGAUUAAACCUUAUUCUAAGGUUAGCAUGGUUGCAAACGGUAUUGCAUUACAAAUUUGGGAGUGUAGAUUAUAGGGUAACAGGGCUAUUUUUAGCUGCCCUAGAAGUCAUCAGGAGAGGGCAUUGGAAUUUCUAUAGGCUGGAAAACGAGCAUCUUAACAAUGCUGGCAAGUUUAGAGCAAUCAAGACAGUCCCACUUCCUUUUCAUAAUAUAGAUGAAGAAGAAUGAUCCCUUGAUUGUGAAGGGUCUACCGGCAAGUUCAAGAAAUUCGCGAUGGAUGGUUUCUUUAGUACUAUUUAUUUAGAAUUGAGGGUAUCAAUUUCCUUCUUUAAAUGGAGGAGGUGGUGGUGGAGUGGUGGUUUUGUCAUUGAACAAGUUGUAGGAGAAAGAUGUUUCAACUUGCCCUAAUUUUGCCUUAUUAAGAUUAUAGUGAAGUAUUCACAUCUUUGUGUAUAGAUCAUUCUUCCUCAUGAUAUGUUGAAUAAAAUUCAACUUUAAGUUAUCUCAAUCUUGAUUUGUGGUUUUGUUUGGUAGUUCACUAAUAAGAGAAGCUGAUAAAUUUAAAUU
Molecule: messenger RNA, 2924 nt
Organism: Cuscuta epithymum
Lineage: Eukaryota; Viridiplantae; Streptophyta; Magnoliopsida; Solanales; Convolvulaceae
Source: the annotation of a GenBank genome assembly